AUUUAUUGUGAUAUUAAGGUUUAAUAACCAACCUCCAUUUUCAUAUAUAUAACUGUGGCUUCAGCAUAUCCUACUCCUACCAUUCAUUAGCCAUGAAACUUAAGAGCCCCAUCACUUCUUAUGUUUUUUGGCUUACUUUUUCGUUCCUGCAUUUGAUGGUGUCAUUCGAAGCCAUGACCAAUGCAUUAGGAAAUGAAACUGACAGAUUUGCUUUGCUCAAAUUUAAAGAGUCAGUCUCCUCUGACCCUUAUGCAGUGUUGAGAUCCUGGAAUGAUUCCAUUCACUUCUGCAACUGGAAUGGAAUCACUUGCGGUCACAAGCACCAAAGGAUAACAGCCUUAGAAUUAGGUGACUGUAAGUUAAGAGGUACUGUAUCACCUUACAUUAGAAACCUCACAUUCUUGAGGAUCAUCGACCUAACAAACAAUAGCUUCUUUGGUGAAAUCCCACACCGAGUUUUUCAUUUACCUCGAUUGCAAUAUUUGGGUCUCAGUCACAACAUGUUGGAAGGUGAACUGUUUGCAUUGGACCUGAGUUAUUGCUUGGAACUAAGGGAGUUAGAUCUUGAAGACACCAUACUUACAGGGUUCAUUCCCAAAGAACUUGGCUCUUUGACCAAGCUUUUUCGGAUCAAUCUUCAGACGAACAACCUCACAGGAGAAAUUCCACCUACCCUGGCAAAUAUUUCAUCACUUGAAGAGUUUAAUGUAAUAGACAACACUCUGGUAGGUACUGUUCCGAAAGAGUUUGGCAAGUUGGAAAUGUUGAAAGUCUUUGCAGUAGGGUCUAAUGACCUGUCUGGUAUGAUUCCUCCCUCUCUUUACAACAUAUCAUCUUUGAUCAGUUUCUCAACUACAGAUAACCAAUUCAAAGGCACUUUGCCUCCCCACGUAGGCCUUCAACUUCCCAAUCUCGAAGAAUUUGUUAUGGGUGGUAAUGAGUUCUCUGGGACAAUCCCAGAGUCAUUUUCGAAUGCUUCUAAGCUUGAAAUACUUGAUGUUUCUGAAAAUCAUUUUGUGGGAAAAGUUCCAGCCAGUUUUGGGGUCAACCUUCCACAUCUUAGGUCACUCAAUUUAGAGAUAAAUCAGUUAGGAAAGAACUUGCCUAAUAGCUUGGAUUUUAUCGCAUCUUUAAAAAACUGUAGUCAAAUGGAAAUGUUGUCCCUGGCAUAUAACAACUUUGGAGGUCCUUUACCAAAAUCUUUAGCCAAUUUGUCAGCUCAAAUCACCCAACUUUAUCUUGGAGGGAAUCAAAUAUCUGGAAUUAUUCCUCCAGCAUUAAAAAAUCUGGUCAACUUAAUCCUUUUAACCAUGGAGAAUAAUCUUCUCGAAGGUGUCAUUCCGACUUCUUUGGGGAAGCUAAGGCUCUUGCAAAUGCUACUGUUGAAUGGGAAUGCAUUAUCAGGAGAAAUCCCCUCAUCCUUAGGAAACCUCACACAACUCUCAGAGCUUAAUUUAUCAGAAAACAAUUUUAAUGGAAGCAUAACUCCAAAUAUUGUUGACUGCCAAAGGCUGCAGAAACUUGACCUUUCAAAAAAUAGUCUAAGUGGAACUAUUCCCAAAGAAGUUUUUGGUUUUCCUUCACUUCUUGAACUGGACUUAUCACGAAACUCACUCAGUGGUAGCCUACCAACAGAAGUGGGCAAGCUUAAGACUAUCACUAAACUUAACCUCUCUGAAAACAGUUUGACCGGUGAAAUUCCAAACACAAUUGGAGGUUGUAGCCGUCUGGAAUCAGUUUCCCUACGAGGGAACUUCUUGCACGGAAUUCUUCCUUCUUCUUUGGCUUCUCUUAGAGGUCUACUUUACCUAGAUCUUUCAAGAAACAACUUGACAGGAAAUAUUUCUAAAGAUUUACAAAAUCUUCGAUUCUUGCAUUAUUUGAAUCUUUCUUUCAAUGGGCUGGAGGGAGAGGUGCCAGAGAAAGGAGUCUUUAGAAAUGCUACCGCAAUAUCAGUUGUUGGAAAUACUAGGCUUUGUGGUGGGGUACCAAAGCUGCAACUUCCAAGAUGUCGAAAAACCAUAGAAUCCAAACAAGGAAAGAGAAUAGAUCUCAAACUGAUAAUCAUAAUUGUUUGUGUGAUUGCAUUUCUCUUUCUAUUUGCAUCAUUAUCAUUUCUGUUUUGGAGGAGGAAAUCAACAAGGAGAUCAUCACCAUCUAAUUCUGAACUCUCAUCAAUCAGCUUUCUUUCAAAGGUUUCAUACCAGACUUUAUACCAGGCAACCAAUGGAUUCUCUCAAAGCAUGUUGAUUGGAACAGGUAGCUUCGGCUCUGUAUACAAAGGCAUACUUGGUCAAGAAGGAAAUGCAGUUGCUGUAAAGGUCCUCAAUCUAAACCAGAAAGGAGCUUCCAAGAGUUUCAUUGCUGAAUGCAAAGCGUUGAGAAAUAUUCGACACCGAAAUCUUGUUAAGAUCUUGACAUGCUGCUCCAGCAUGGAUUUCAAUGGGAAUGAGUUUAAGGCUUUAGUCUUUGAGUAUAUGACAAAUGGGAGCCUAGAUAAGUGGUUACAUAGUGUGGCCGAUGGAGAAAACCAAUCAAGGGGUUUGAAGUUUUUUCAGAGACUAACUAUUGCUAGUGAUGUGGCCUCUGCAAUAUGUUAUCUUCAUGAUCAUUGUGACCAUCCGAUCAUUCAUUGUGACUUGAAACCAAGCAAUGUUCUUCUUGACGAUGAAAUGGUUGCUCAUGUAAGUGAUUUUGGAUUAGCUAGGCUGAUCUUUAACACCAAUCAAAUGUCUGAAACUCAAUCUAGCACAAUUGGAAUGAAAGGCACCAUUGGCUAUGUACCUCCAGAGUACGCGAUGGGCAGUGAGCCAUCAAAGCAAGGGGAUAUGUAUAGUUAUGGGAUCUUAGUGUUGGAGAUGUUCACAGGAAGGAGCCCAACGGAUGAGUCAUUCAAAGACGAUCUCAAUCUCCAUAACUUUGUUAAGAUGGCAUUGCCAGAAAGAGUUGUUCAAGUCGUGGACUUUGCUCUUCUCCGUAGAGAAGUUGAAGAAACCAUAGUAAGAAGACAAAACUACAACAACAAUAGAAGAACAAAUGAAAUUUUCACAGGAGAAAUUAUUAUUAGUUUUGACAACACAAAUCAGAUAAGCAGUAAUCUGUGUAAGUGCUUGAUUUCAAUCUUGGAGAUUGGACUUGCAUGUUCAAAAGAUUCACCACAUGAACGAAUGAACAUAGGAGAUGUGAUCAAGGAGCUACAACAUAUAAAAAAUGCUUAUGUUAGCCUUGCGAGACAAGAACAUAGACAAAGGACCAGACCAACUAAUUAAUAGCUACUAUAUCCACACACUGACUAGUGAGUUGCACAGCAGGAGAAUGAAACUUUCUUUAAGGAACUCAGAUUAAUGGUGAAGAUCUCUCCUAUGUAUCAUUUUCACGAAUAGGUUUCAGCAUUUGUACUCAGAUCAAUUUUCCUGUGAAUUUUUAGUAUUUUGCAUCUAAAUAUGUUCUGAAUUUUUAUUUAUUCAGUUUGUUUUCUAUUGUCAAGCAUAUUGAGUAAUAUGUAAAUGUGCUUCACAGAAGCACAUACUCCAUAUUUUUGUUGCAACUGAAUCAAAAUGUUCUACAUGUGUUCUAUAAAAUCCAUAUUGACUCAUUUAACUCAUUGAAAACUUAUUUUGGAAGCUAGAAACAUAAAGCAAAUAUAAAAAAAAAAACUUGGUGUAAAUAAGUAGUGGUUGAUAUGGUUAGGGAAUUGUUCUCUUUACUAAACAGGAGGCAACAAGAUUUGUCUUUCAGCAUUUACAGGCUAGUGGUGUAAAUAAGUAGUGGUGUACAUUGUCUUGUGAAAAAGCCUAACCUGAUAACACAUUGGUCAAAAUGAUUAGAGUUAAUCUUGGGAACUUCAGUCAAUUUUCAUCAUUUUGUAGCUCGUAGAAAUUGAGGAAAUUUUAGACAGCUCUUGGGAUUCAAAUAAGUUUUUUUUUUUAAUUUUCCAUUUCUCUAGGGAAUUGUAAAUAUUGACUCUAAUUAUUAAGGAUUGCAUAAAGUCCAGGCUCAACUUGUUUACCAAUUUUGUAAGUUAGAUCUAGACUGUUUUAAUAUCGGGGAAACAAUUGGUAGAUUGUGGAUCUCACUCCUUGGUAUAUAGACUAAUUCAGCAUCUGAAUAGUGUGGACAUUGAUUUAAACAGAGUUUCAAUGAUUGGACUUUGUUUAGGUUUGUGGCAACCAUGAACUCGUCUUUAAAAGAACUUGAUUAUUGUUGAUUCUAGUAUUUUUUGA
Humulus lupulus (European hop) is the source of this 4223-nucleotide messenger RNA. Its product is annotated as probable LRR receptor-like serine/threonine-protein kinase At3g47570. Gene Ontology annotation, biological process: protein phosphorylation. The transcript has 3 exons. Bases 93 to 3269 code for a protein of 1058 amino acids. Gene Ontology annotation, molecular function: ATP binding; protein kinase activity; protein binding. NCBI's taxonomy places the organism in Eukaryota, Viridiplantae, Streptophyta, Magnoliopsida, Rosales, Cannabaceae. The record is from RefSeq and is a predicted model, not a curated record.